AUGUUGACACCUGCGAGCUCUGGGAAACCCUGGCCGAGUACACCAACGCCGCAACAUCCUACGAAGAUUUUUGCAAGGCAGUUUAUCGCCUCUACCCAGGAUCAGAAGAAGAGAGGAAAUGGCGAGUACUACCGCCAGUUCCUCGCGAUCACCUCUUUCCUCCUCAGCAAGGAUCGCAUCUCCACCGCCGAACAAGGUCGCGCCUUUACCCGCGGAUUUCAGCCCGAAUUAUGGGGCCGCAUCUCGCAACGCCUCCAGCUCAAGUUCCCAGAUCACUUUCCCGACGACCCGUACCAGUUACAAGACAUUCACAACGCCGCGAGAUUUAUCUUACAUGGCACCUCGUCGACAUUUCAACUUGCCUCCUCCGACAGUUCUCGCGCGACUCGCGGAACAAAGACCGAACCAUCGAUAAAAACCGAGGACCUCGCCACCAUGUUCGAACGCAUCGCGGAAACCUUCGUCAAAGCACUCGCAAACCAGCCCGCACAAGUCUCGACAAUGUCACAGCCACCACGCGCGCGUCGUGAUCCCAGUGGCUCGGACCGCUGCAUGUUUUGUGGAGGACCCGAUCAUUUCGUACGUGAAUGCGGUGAGGUUGCUGAAUAUAUCAGGGUUGGGAAGUGCAAGAAGAACACGGAAGGAAGGAUCGUAUUAUCAACAGGCGCAUUCAUACCGCGAGAAAUCCCGGGUAACAACCUCAAGGAUCGCGUCGAUGAAUGGCACCGUCGCAACCCUGGCCAGAUCGCCACCGGCUCGAUGAUGUUCACCGUUAACUCCCCUCCAGCACCAUCGGUCAGCAUCACCUCCCGACACGAUUCUCCCUCGCUCCUCGACGCAACUGCCAUGUACCAGUUAAUGGACGUCGAGAGGAUUCAAAGCCUUGAACGCGAGCUUUUCGCGCUACGCACCCGAGGAGGCGUCAGGACGCGAGCCCAGGCCCAGGUCGACCGCGACAGUUGGGAAGAUACGCCCGAGGUCGACAACCGCCACUCGAUGUCUCCUACCCCGGUGGUACCUCGAGAAGCGCCAGCCCACCAAGCCACAGCCUCGACAAGACCUCGCGCACCGGCGCUGGCAGAACCUCCAGUACACCCAUUCGCCAACGCCCCCGACGCCACCUACGCGCCGCCUCGCGAUCGCAACAUCGGGGUACUACCCAACGGUUCCGUAGUCAAGAAAGACGGUCCGGCAUACAAGAUGACGGCACCCAUCUAUGAUGAGAAAAUCGCCUCCGAGGUCUAUAACCGGGCAAUGUCGACACAAGUGACGCUUACUCAGCGCGAACUCCUCUCGCUCGCCCCGGAAGUACGAUCUCAAGUUCGCGAGGCAACAUCGGCAAGAAGGACACCUCCCAAAGACCCGAAUCAAGUCAGGACGUUAUACCAAGACGCGGAACUCCCCUACGCGAUCGACGACCUCGACCCACCGACCUCGACAGUCUCCUCCUUCGCGCACAUAAUCCACUAA
Heterobasidion irregulare TC 32-1 is the source of this 1470-nucleotide messenger RNA. RefSeq lists its product as uncharacterized. Lineage: Eukaryota; Fungi; Basidiomycota; Agaricomycetes; Russulales; Bondarzewiaceae. The transcript is spliced from 2 exons. The record is from RefSeq and is a predicted model, not a curated record. The coding region runs from base 1 to 1470 and encodes 489 amino acids.